Molecule: messenger RNA, 2510 nt
Organism: Cotesia glomerata
Lineage: Eukaryota; Metazoa; Arthropoda; Insecta; Hymenoptera; Braconidae
Gene: nAChRalpha2
Product: acetylcholine receptor subunit alpha-like 2
Exons: 7
Coding region: 782-2434 (550 amino acids)
Biological process (GO): monoatomic ion transmembrane transport; signal transduction; nervous system process
Cellular component (GO): postsynaptic membrane; neuron projection; synapse
Molecular function (GO): acetylcholine-gated monoatomic cation-selective channel activity; transmembrane signaling receptor activity
Source: RefSeq, a predicted model, not a curated record
CCCUCUUAAUUCUGGCUCCAGUGGUCCACCGACCGCGCGGACCGUCACCAUCAUUUAAUCUUCCUGUCAUUUUUUUUAUUUUUCACAUCACACAUCUUACACUUUUAUCUUAAAUCAGCCAUCCGAUUAAAUUUGCGAUUUAUUUAUUUCCUAUCUUUAAACCAACCCAACCCCGUAUUAGCGGGCUUUUUUAAAUCAGUGAGCUAGUGAACUGAACCUACCAGAGCCACAACAAAAUAAAUAACAACAAUAAUAAAUUUAUUUAUAAAAUUCUGAUAAAUUGCAUUUAAAACAAGUGUCAAAACUUUCAGGUCGAUAAACUAUUUUAUUAUUUUUGGAAACUAAAAAUCUAUAUGAAUCUCACGCAACAGGUUCGUUGGCUAAACGAUUUAAGUGUAUAGACAGGUUGUGUCAGAAACGACAAGCGACGGAUCGACGGUUUUAUUUUAUCUAGGCGGGUUUUUUACCUCAACUGUUGCUAAAAUUAUACCUAAUUAGCCGUAAAUCGACAAACUUUAAAUUAUCUUAAUUGCCAGAUAAAAAAUUAACUAGAUGUGUAUAGAGUUCAAAUUAAAUAUUAAUGGAUGCAAAUUCGAUCGAUUAAAUGAUAACUGAGGCGAAUUAACAUAAAUUUGAUGUUUGAUUAGAGAAAUGUAGGCACUAAAUGAAAGGAUUAGUCUAUUGGAGAGUACAUUCGACGAUUGACCGAAUGAAAACAAACAAUUGCACCGCGUGGACGCGCAACUGUAACUAGUCUAGAAACACGUGUGAGAUAAUAAUUAUGAGUAUGAUGUACGGGAGAUUAAUUAUUAUUACACUUGCCUUAGGCGUCUGUUAUUGUAACCCAGAUGCUAAACGACUUUAUGAUGAUUUACUCUCUAACUAUAAUCGAUUAAUUCGCCCGGUCUCUAACAAUACCGACAUCGUUGUUGUCAAACUCGGGCUGCGUUUAUCUCAAUUAAUUGAUCUGAAUCUGAAGGAUCAAAUAUUGACGACAAACGUUUGGCUCGAUCACGAAUGGCAAGACCACAAAUUCCGUUGGGACCCGAACGAGUACGGUGGUAUGAAGGAACUUUAUGUCCCCAGCGAACACAUUUGGCUGCCAGAUAUUGUUUUAUACAACAACGCUGAUGGGGAGUACGGAAUAACAACAAUGACAAAAGCUGUGUUACAUUACACCGGUAAAGUUUUAUGGACUCCACCGGCUAUUUUUAAAUCUUCAUGCGAGAUAGACGUAAGGUAUUUUCCGUUUGAUCAGCAAACAUGCUUUAUGAAAUUCGGAUCGUGGACUUAUGAUGGUCUUCAGAUUGAUUUGAAACAUAUAAACCAAAAAUCGGGAAACAACAACGUUGAAAUAGGAAUGGAUCUACGCGAAUACUAUCCUAGUGUCGAAUGGGACAUUCUGGGAGUUCCGGCAGAACGCCAUGAAAAAUUUUAUCCGUGUUGUUUGGAACCAUUUCCGGAUAUAUUUUUCAACAUAACAUUACGCCGAAAAACACUAUUUUAUACGGUUAAUCUUAUAAUUCCCUGUGUCAGUAUAUCGUACUUAUCAGUAUUAGCAUUUUACUUGCCCGCGGAUUCUGGAGAAAAAAUAGCUCUGUGUAUUAACAUUCUCCUGUCCCAAACAAUGUUCUUUUUACUGAUAUCCGAAAUAAUACCGUCGACGUCGUUAGCGUUGCCGUUGCUGGGAAAAUAUUUACUUUUCACGAUGGUAUUGGUCGGAUUGUCCGUUGUCGUAACAAUUAUAAUACUCAAUGUACAUUAUCGUAAACCCAGUACACAUAAAAUGGCGCCGUGGGUUAGAACGGUGUUUAUAAGAAAAUUACCGAAGUUACUAUUAAUGCGAGUACCCGAAAAUUUGCUGAAUGAGCUGGCGGCUAAUAAAAUCUACGGACGGGGAAAGGCCGCUAAAAAAACGAAAUUCGAAGCUGCCAUUUCAGCGGCUAUGAGAUCGCCGUCUGUGAUGUCGUCCCCUGAAUCGAUAAGGCGCAGAGGUUGCAAUGGAUUACACACGACUUCUGGAAACAGAUUUAUUGGUCUAGAGGCUGGAAUGGCCGGAUAUAAUGGACUCCCGACUGUCAUGUCGGGUCUGGAUGAGUCUAUGAGUGAUGUAGCACCGAAAAAAAAAUUUCCUUUCGAGUUGGAGAAAGCUAUUCACAAUGUCAUGUUCAUUCAACAUCACAUUCAACGUCAAGACGAAUUUAAUGCGGAAGAUCAAGAUUGGGGAUUUGUUGCGAUGGUACUCGAUCGUUUAUUCUUGUGGAUAUUUACAAUAGCCUCGAUUGCUGGUACAUUUGCCAUUUUAUGCGAGGCACCCUCACUUUACGAUGAUACGAAACCUAUCGACAUGCAGCUAUCUGCUAUCGCUCAACAGCAAUUUCCGCCUCGCAAUCCGACUUUACUCAAAGGUAUUCUACCACAGCGCGCAGACUAAAAAAUUAUUUAAACUUUUAAGGAAAGUCAACUCAAAAAAAUAACAAUAAACAACUCAAUAAGUUUAAAAAUAAAUU